This is a messenger RNA of Daldinia childiae, 636 nucleotides long. RefSeq lists its product as uncharacterized. The transcript has a single exon. NCBI's taxonomy places the organism in Eukaryota, Fungi, Ascomycota, Sordariomycetes, Xylariales, Hypoxylaceae. The record is from RefSeq and is a predicted model, not a curated record. The coding region runs from base 1 to 636 and encodes 211 amino acids.
AUGGAGGGCCAAGAUAGGGGUAAAGACCCACUCACCCACGAGCAGGUCGCUGACCUGGUUUUUAAAGAAAUCGAUUUACUUAUAGAAGCAGGUCAUAAGGACUACGUUGAAUCUAAAAUCUUCAACGGUUCGCUCCACGAGUUUGCUACGGAAGUAUCGAAGAAGUAUGCAGGACUGCCGUAUAAGCUCGGCCCUGACCCUUCAGCCAGUGAGCACACUCCAACUCGAGCGGGAUUCAAAGAGCCAUCUUCUUUUGAAGAGGCUAGGAAGCUUAUUGUCGAACAUAUGGACCGCAGGCGUGAAAACCUCGCUAAUACCACGCGGCCUAACGCUCGUCAAAUAGCUCUUGCCCAGAACUGUGACAUCUGGAAAGCAAGACCUGUUAUAGGCGACAAACGAGGGGGGUUUCUCCCGGGCAGGACUUGGGAGCACAGGAGGGUAAAUCCUGGACCUACUCUCGGCCCGUUAUCGCAAUUCAAACAAAUGCUGGUAGUACCUCCAGUUGCUAAAGUUGAUGCUUCGGCUGCAACGGAAACGAGAAGUGAUGCGGUCGAACCAGUAGAUGGCGGAUCCAAAACUGAUGAUGAUGAUGGGAAGGAAGUAGAAGAUGGGGAAGAGAGAACGACAUCGUCUUAA